Dichomitus squalens LYAD-421 SS1 is the source of this 1590-nucleotide messenger RNA. RefSeq lists its product as uncharacterized. Gene Ontology annotation, molecular function: protein binding. The coding region runs from base 1 to 1590 and encodes 529 amino acids. The transcript is spliced from 4 exons. NCBI's taxonomy places the organism in Eukaryota, Fungi, Basidiomycota, Agaricomycetes, Polyporales, Polyporaceae. The record is from RefSeq and is a predicted model, not a curated record.
AUGCCGGCCUCCGAUGCUCCCCAUCCCUUCAAUCAGCGCUCUGCGGACGUCAUCCUUCGCACCUCCGACUCCAUCUCCUUCCACGUCCAUACCCAGAUUCUCUCCCAAGCCUCCCCCGUCUUUGCGACCAUGUUCGAGCUCCCGCAGCCCUCCCCCGAAGCUCCGGGCGUCGCGACUCUUGUUCGCCCUGUCAUCGAUGUCUCCGAAGACAGCAAGGCGCUCGAACCAUUGCUGCGGCUCUGCUACCCCGUAAAGAAAGCUAUACUGCGGCAGCCGGAGGACAUCCGGCCGGUGCUCGAGGCAGCGAUCAAGUACGAUAUGGAGUGGCCGACCGAAGCUCUCACGAGAACGCUCAUGGCGUGCGCUCCGCAUGGCCCGCUGCAGGUAUGGGCCAUCGGAUGCCGUCUUGGGCUGGAGCGAGUCGCGCGCCGCGGAGCAGAAGUCUUCGCAGGGUCCAUCCCGUCCGAAAGAGACCAGGCUUCGAUACGGAGAGCGUUCAGGUUCCUCCCGUUCGCGAACGACGGCUUUGCCUCUAUAACGUACCCUGCUGAGGGCGUACCUGCACCGGACAUCAUAUGCCGUUGCGUAGAUGGCAUGGAGUUCAAGGCGCACCAGAGCAUCCUGUCUCUGUGGUCGCCUCCUUCCGCAGACAUUACUCUUCGUACGUCCAAUGCCGUCGACUUCCACGUACACACUGCCGUCCUCUCCAUCGUCUCCCCAGUCUUUGCGACGAUGUUCAAGCUCCCACAGCCCCAACAGCCCCACAGAGAGGAAGCGACGGGCACUCCGCCCACACGUCCUAUUAUCGAAGUCGCGGAGGACAGUCGCUCUCUGGACCCGCUGUUGCGACUCUGUUACCCCACCGAGCUCCUUCCCUACGGCAUCAAUCGCUGUAUCGACUUGCUGGCAGCAGCGACGGUGUACAAAGUCCGCCACGUCAUCGAUCUCGCAUUUGCCCGCUGGAAGUCUUUGGUGGAUUGCGAUCCACUAUCGUCGUACUUCUUGGCACACAGAAGAGGGCUCGCAGCCGCAGCCGCAGUCGCCGCCUCGGGGACGCUGGCGAUCUCCGGGGUUUCAAUGCAGCAAAUAUCGGUCUUGCGUAUCAUGGACGAGUUACCGGCGUGGACAUACCAUGUCCUCCUUGAAUACCACGAUGCAUGCUCCCAUGCGGUUUCGGAGCAGCUAGAUGACGCGAAAACAGAGUUCGCGAUAGCUAGCGGGUUCGGGGGAAAGACAUCUUCACCCAGGGAAGCGAACUGCCUGUACAAAUCCGUAUCGCGCCGCUUGAAUGAGCAACAGGAGGCAUUGAAAGAACGUACGGUUGCACCAAAGGCGGAUCACGUAGCAGGCCUGCGAAAUUUGGCCGACGUAGCCACAGAUAUCCAAUAUCACAAAUUAUGCCCUGUUACUUACAACCUCCUCACACGCUUGACAGAGACCUUGCCCCAACGGAUUGAAGAUGCCAUCGGCAAGGUAAGCCCAACUACGCUUGAUCGCGACAACGAACCUGCGCUGACUAAAAGAGGCAGGUCAAAUUCGACAUCGAAGUUGCUACAUAGAUCGCUCGAGAGCCAAGCCGUUUUCCUGUAA